UAUAUAUAUAUAUAGAUAGAUAGAUAGAUAUAGAUAUAUAUAUAGAUAUAUCUGCUGUCCUCUCUAUCUCUAGCUGUUUUGGUGAUGGUCGUUCAUGUGCGUUCAUCGUCACGUGUGCGGGAGCUCAAUGAUCCUGGGACUUUGGUUGUCAUGGUGUGAAGCUCCACCCUGGAAAGAGAUGAUACACAAACAAAGUGAUGCUCAAAAGCUGAAAGAUAUGAAUCACUGGAGGAGAAAAGUUCAUAAAUACAGAGAUCAGAAAGCCAUUGGAAGUAUGCUCAAGUGGACUCUGGUGCUGGUGUGUGUGAGUGUGUGUCUGGGUCAGAAUCCCAUCAACACCAACCCGGGAGAAGAAACAGAACUGACCUCUGAUCAUCAUGACCACAUCACACUGAAACAAACCUAUGCUCAAUUGAUGAAGAACAGCAACAAACUGGGUGUGUUCAUCGCUGCUGCUGCAGGAACUCUGACGCUGAUGGCUGUGGUUUACUGCAUCUACAACCAUUUCUACUCCAAAAACAUUUAUUCACACACUCAGCUACAUGAAUCUGAUAUCGCUCUGGAUCUGAGCAGCUCGUCCUCGUCGGUGUUUUCGGGUUAUGUGAUGGAGGGAUGGAUGCAGCAGAGGAUGGAGAAAGGCGGAGGGAGUUACGGCUCUCUCUCUGACACUCCUUCAAUAAUCACUCUCCCUCCUCCUCUUUCACCUCCUCAGCGAGCGUCUCCCUUUCACUCGCUCUCUCUGUCCAGACCGCCGCCUCUGAGAACUAUUUCAGCCCAGGAUCUGGAGAAGAGCUUCCUCUGAGACCGUCCACACACCCGCUGUGACUCUUCCUGUGUGUGUGUGUGUGUGUGUGUGUGUGUGUGUGUGUGUGUGUGUGUGUGUGUGAGGGUUCAAUUUACAGCUGUAUGCAAAAGUGGCGUGACCUCUGACACAUUAUACGGCUUUUAUAACCUCUGCUGCAAACAAUAACCUCUCCAGAUUUCAGUGCAGGGCUGCUGUUAUUAUGCUGAAUGUAACAUUCUUUAAAGAUUUAAUGAUAUGAAUGUUCUCUAUUCUAUUCUAUUCUAUUCUAUUCUAUUCUAUUCUAUUGUUUACUUCUGUUCUCUAGUAUGUUCUGUUAAUUUCUUUUUUGUUCUGUUGUGUUCUAUUAGCUCUUUUUAUGCAUUUUCUUUGCUAUUAAUAUGAAAAAUGAAACAUUUCUUAAAUAUUUUGUUUAGAAUGUUCACUGUUCUAUUCUCUUCUGUUUUUUUCUAUUGUUCAUUUAUUUUCUGUGCUGUUGCUUUCUAUUCUAUUGUUCACUUAUGUUCUCUCUAGUCUAUUAUAUUCUAUUUAUUUCUGUUUUAUUGUUUUCUAUUCUAUUCUUUUCAUUUCCUUUCAUAUUAAUGUACAGAAUGUAACAUUCCUUAAAUAUGUUGUGAUUGGAAAGUUCUAUUCUGUUCUUUAAGGAUUUAAUUGACUGAAUAGCAUGAAAUGGAACAGAAUGGAAUGGAAUUUUAAAAUUCACAAUCAAUAAGUAAACAAGUAAAUAAAAUCCAAACUAUACUGUUCAACUUAACAGAACACAGUUUGGCUCAGCUGCAUCUGCUCUUGUAAACAAAAUUUGGUAACGCUUUACAAUAAGGUUCAUUUGGUUAACAUUAGGUAUUGCAUUAGGCGUCAUGAAAUGACAGCAAACAAUUCUUUUACAGCACUUAUUAAUGAAGGUUAAAAUUUAAUAUAAGCUGAAUACAUUAACAUGAAUGUAUUUUGAAAUAAACGAAUUAUCAGUGGACGAUAAAACACUUUGGAGUCAGUACGAUUUUUUCAAAAUUGUUAUUUAUCAUUAAUUUAAUGUGUCCUUUCUGAAUAAAAGUAUCA
Messenger RNA from Ctenopharyngodon idella (grass carp), 1858 nucleotides. RefSeq lists its product as uncharacterized. The record is from RefSeq and is a predicted model, not a curated record. Bases 95 to 802 code for a protein of 235 amino acids. NCBI's taxonomy places the organism in Eukaryota, Metazoa, Chordata, Actinopteri, Cypriniformes, Xenocyprididae. The transcript has 4 exons.